AUGGAGUUCCAUCAUCCAGUGCCCACCAAUACUCAAGAGGAAAACAGAAUCAUAGAAAAUCAGUUCACAGAGAGGGUUAUGAGUUUGGAAAAUCACAGCUCCGCAUGCGGCGGUCAACGGACGAGGGGGGAGGCGGGGCGAGAGGGCGACGAGCCCAGCUAUUGGCUGCGGCAGCUGCCCGUCACCGAGAAGCGCUACGGCCCCGACCGCAGACCACGACUAGCCGUUGGGCGCCGGAGCUACGACUUUUCUGGUUUUUUCUCAGCCAGGCUGGUCUGCGGUAGCGCAUUUGCGCGGGACUCAGGGACGCAGCGGCCGAGUCUCCGGACCGGGCGGUCCUGCGGAAUUCGGAGUCCACCGGCCGCCUCGGCGGCGCGCGGACUCCUUGUCCGCCGCGGCGGAGGGGUCGCGGGGUGCCUCGACCGAAUCUCUGGACACGAAACGUUCUUAAUCUACCGAGGCGACGGGCUCGAGCUGACUGGACCUCAGGUGGGACGGGCUCACUCUCCCGCCGCAGCUGACGACUCAGGCGCCGUGGGCUGUCGGGCCCGGCCCUGUCGUGGUGCCAGAGAACCGAAGGCCCUGCCAGUCGAGGGAGGGGAGCUGAGGUACCUGUCGCGGCCUGCAGCUUUUCCUCCAGGCCGGGCGGAGGCCACACGCACCUUGCCAGCGGGGCAGUUAACUUGGCUGAACACGAACUCUGAACUUUGUCUCUCCUGCAGUUGGCAGCAGGCAUUAGCUAAAGAAGAUAUUGAUGCAGCUAUUCAAUCAAUAUUAUACAGAGAAAAUUAUAUAAUUAAGGUUACCAUCCCACCAUUUCGUGACCCUUUGAAAAAGGCACAAUAUGACAAAGACGAUGGAAAAAGAAUUCUUCUUCAGUGUGAGACUGGCAGAAUAUUUACAAUGAAAGAAUUUAAAGAGGUUGAGAAGGCCAAACUGCAUUCCAGAUUUCCAGGAAUUUCUAAUUCAAGGCACUUUAUGACUCCAAAUGAGUGGCUUAAACUGCCUACAAACUACAUAGAGAGUGAAUUUUGUAAAAGGAGCAGGUUAAAAGUAAAAGUGAAUUUUAACGAAAGUAGUUUUGACUUGAAACCCUCUGCAAAAACUCCUCAUCUUCUGGAAUCCCAGGAAGAAGAAAAAGCAGUUGUUUACAAGCAUUGGCUAGAGAAGACAUUGAUGAAGCUGUAUACGUGAUAUUAUUUAGAGAAAAUUAUGUUGCAAAGAGAUUGGAUACGUAUUUUCAACAUCUGGAUGUUUUUAAGGAAAGAAGAAAAGAGUUGUUACAUAAAAAAUGGACUGAAAAUGUUGCAAAGCCUCUUCAGCAGAGAAUUAUGGAAAAAGUAAUUUCAUAUAAAGGG
Molecule: messenger RNA, 1358 nt
Organism: Globicephala melas (long-finned pilot whale)
Lineage: Eukaryota; Metazoa; Chordata; Mammalia; Artiodactyla; Delphinidae
Gene: FAM228B
Product: family with sequence similarity 228 member B
Source: RefSeq, a predicted model, not a curated record